Messenger RNA from Plasmodium knowlesi strain H, 348 nucleotides. Its product is annotated as mitochondrial import inner membrane translocase subunit TIM14, putative. Gene Ontology annotation, biological process: protein import into mitochondrial matrix. The record is from RefSeq and is a predicted model, not a curated record. Lineage: Eukaryota; Apicomplexa; Aconoidasida; Haemosporida; Plasmodiidae. Gene Ontology annotation, molecular function: ATPase activator activity. Gene Ontology annotation, cellular component: PAM complex, Tim23 associated import motor. The transcript has 2 exons. Bases 1 to 348 code for a protein of 115 amino acids.
AUGUGGCCCGUUGUUAUCCUCCUCUUCGGGGGAGGCAUUCUGUUCGCCAAGAAAGGAAUGAACUAUUUGAAGAAUCAGAAGAUAAAUCCUGGCGGUACAAGUUUCUUCCCAUCAUCCGGAUUUAACAGAAGCUUAGGAAAUCUUUUUUUAAAAAAUGACAUGAGGGGGUUUGAGAGAAACAUGUCCAAGUCGGAGGCUUACAAAAUAUUGAAUAUCAACCCGACUACCAAUCGGGACAGAAUUAGAGAAGUGCACAAACAGCUGAUGUUGAAGAAUCAUCCGGAUAACGGGGGCUCCACCUAUAUUGCGGCCAAAGUCAACGAAGCGAAGGACGUUUUGCUAAAGUAG